Molecule: messenger RNA, 1961 nt
Organism: Colossoma macropomum (tambaqui)
Lineage: Eukaryota; Metazoa; Chordata; Actinopteri; Characiformes; Serrasalmidae
Gene: cidec
Product: cell death inducing DFFA like effector c
Exons: 6
Coding region: 163-888 (241 amino acids)
Biological process (GO): apoptotic process; regulation of apoptotic process
Source: RefSeq, a predicted model, not a curated record
GGACACCACAGGACUAGAAAGAGGCCAGCCACACAGAAUACAGUGACAUUUCAGCGACACAGGGAUCUGACUGACCUAAUACAGGAGCAAAAACUCACAGAAGUGUGAUACUGAAGAGCAAAGACCAGAAGAGUGAAAUCAAGAUCAUACUGGUUGAAUAGGAUGGACUACGCCAAGAAGUCUCUCAAUCUGUUCUCGCCUUCUUCUCUCUCCAAUAUAUCUCACAGAUGUGUAUCAGCCAGUGCUUCUGUCCUCCCAAGUUUCAGCCCCCGCCCCAGACCCUUCCGGGUCAUCAACUCGGACCGCACCAUAAAGAAAGGCAUCAUGGCAGAUGGACUGGGAGACCUAGUAAACAAGACAAUGGAUGCCUUCCAUGUAUCCUGUGUAGCUGGUCUGGUGCUUGAUGAGGACGGGACAGGAGUGGAUACAGAGGACUUCUUCCAGACCCUUAAGGACAGCACUGUGCUCAUGGUCCUGGAGAAAGGAGAGAAGUGGACGCCUCAGCAGAUCAGUCUGUCCGGGAGUCAUGGUGGAGAGCGCAAGACAAAGCUCAGGAAGGACCUGGCCAAACUGACCCUUGACUUUUACAAAAACCAUCCUAAAGAAUUCAUUGGCUGCCUGAAUGUCCAGAUGACCCUGUAUGGGAUGUACUCCAUGUCAUAUGAUCUACAGUGCUACCAUGCCAAGAGGAUGCUGAGGGAGGCCCUAAGAUGGACUCUCUUCAGCAUGCAGGCCACAGGCCAUAUCUUACUGGGUACCUCCUGCUAUAUGCAGCAUCUUAUUGAUGAGGACGAGAAAGCUGAGGCACAACUGGCUGCAUGCGAACACAUGAACAAGCCGUUACAGGCCAUCCAAUGGAAGAAGACGGCAGCUGACCACAGAAACUAAUAGCUUGAGUUUGGACAGGCCCAUGGGAUAAUGACUUGCCUCAGUUUUUUGCCCAGAAGCUUUUGCUUUUUGGCAAGGAAACCAUCGUAGCGUCAUGUUACCUAUGUUACAGAGCAUAGCUAUAAUGGCAGGACCAACUGUGGUGUAAAAUAACUCCACUGUGCUUCAUAUAGCACGUAGUCCAUAUAUAGGGACACAUAUUGAUGCAGUUUUUGAUGUCUUAUUAUCCUGUAACUCCAGCACAAUGGAGCUGAAAUGAGACCGUGACUAUUAUUUCAUGGAUAAGAGAACUAAGAAAAGGUCUGUAGUUAUAGAAAGUUGAUUCUAGCCAUUUGCACCGCAAAAGUAACCAAGUUAGUAAGGCUGCAUUCACAAAACAAUUUCAUAAUCCUCAAAAAAUACACUGACAAGCAUAGCUGGUUUAUUGUGGGUGUGUUUCUGGGAGGAGAUUCUGGGAGGUUUGAGUGAGAAUUUCAUUCAUAAAAGCAAAAACUACUGACGGUUGUUGCUCUUUUACAUAAAAGCAAGCAAAAAAGAUUAGUUUUAAUCAAAUCACUCACUGUCCUGCUAUAUCUUAAGAGCUGAAUUUUACAGCUCUAGAUGUGAGUUGACUACAGCAAUCAGUUAUUAAAUAAUUUUGUUUUAAAUCAACGUGACUAAAGCCCUGCCCUGCACCAUAUCCUAUUGGCUGAUGUAUGAGUGUGCCAUAGUUUGCGCAACCAAAAGUUAGACUCUGGCACAAUGUGCAUUUUUACAGAUACAAACAUGUCUAUGUGAACAUGGCCUAAAGCAGGGUGAAAAAUCUGACUAAAUCAGUCACAGCCAAAACUGUUCUGUGUCUUGUUGAGAAGCAAGAAUGUACAAUUUUGCUACCUGCACUUAAUACUUUUAAGUACAUAUAUGUGUUUUUUGUUUAGAACGUGUAUUUGUGUAGAGCUAUUAAUAUUUAUUCACAUUUCUAAAUGCUAGAAAUUUUUGCUGUCUCACUUUUAUACUGUAUAUUAUGUCUGUUCUUUCUCCAAGUGUUUGGAUUAAACAUUAAGUUUUAAUGCUUCUGGGGAUGUUGCUCGGCA